AAUUUGAGAGAAAUCAACUCAUUUCGAAUUCAGAAAUCAAACAGAAUGGUCAAGCAUUUGUGGAGUGCGCUAAGUUUGAUUUGCGUGGCGACGCUGAUGGCGGAAGCUGCCAUCAACGACAAGUGGCACAACUUGGGUGAUUUUGGUACAAUAUUCGUCGAAGAAGAACAAAAGUACAAUUGGUUUGAGGCCUGGGAGGAAUGUGCCAUGAGAAAUAUGACCCUAAUAGACAUUGAUACGGCCGAAAAAAAUACAAUUGUUGACAAGGUUUUAAGGAAUCCUUUUGAAAAAUGCCCCAAUUUGUGGCUGGGUGGCAACGAUCUCGGUUUGGAGGGCAAAUUCGUGUGGUCUUCGACGGGCAAACGUUUUGAAUUCUCCAAUUGGUCAAAGGGCCAGCCGGACAACUACAAGAGCAACGAACACUGUGUCCACUACUAUACCAUAACCGAUUUCGAAUGGAACGAUGCUCCAUGUACCUCGAAAAUGGGUUUUAUUUGUGAAGAAAAUCGUUUCCUGCGCGAGGCUCGCCGCGACUUGCAAAUUAAGAAAAAUUUCAUUGAUCAAUUGUUUGCAUUGUAGUUUUUUGGAAAUUCCAAGCCAUAUAUAUGUAAGAUAAUUAUUUUAUAAUAAAUAUAAGAAAAUAUUAAAUACUUAGGAAGUGUCAAAUGAAAAUAAUAAAUUAAUUUAAGAAAAAUUAA
Molecule: messenger RNA, 698 nt
Organism: Musca domestica (house fly)
Lineage: Eukaryota; Metazoa; Arthropoda; Insecta; Diptera; Muscidae
Product: lectin subunit alpha-like
Exons: 3
Coding region: 46-579 (177 amino acids)
Biological process (GO): biological process involved in interspecies interaction between organisms
Cellular component (GO): external side of plasma membrane
Molecular function (GO): carbohydrate binding
Source: RefSeq, a predicted model, not a curated record